CGUCUCUCCCCUUCGUCUCCUUCAGUCUCCCCUUUCAUCCCUGCAUCUCGUCCUCCAUCGGAGUACUACUACCACCAUGUCCGACCCCCCUCACACGGCCAUCCCUCUCCAUCACCUCCCAGCCUCCGUGUCCUACAAUGCCGCCACCACCACCGCCCUCGAAUCCCGUCUCAGCACCACCUCCGACGAGGAAUCUCACCCUCCCCCGCGUUACACCCCGGAAAAUGAUCCCUUCCAAUUGGCCUCGAAGCUGAAAUCCGCCGAAGAAAUCGCGCAGAUGCAACCCCAGGCCAACAUCUCCCGCAAACGCGACCGAGCUGGCUGUCUCCCACACACCGCCAACCCCCGCCACGCCCUGGCCUCCUCAAUGGCUUCCAAGGAAUUGCAAUCCUUCUACGAGGCCCAGAAUGAAAACAUCCAACGCAUGCUCAAACCCGUCGAAGAACACGUCCGGGACGCCCGCGAAACCAACAGCAGCAACCAACUGAAAUACAAAAUCGCCGUCUGGGGCUCUUUCGCCGCCAAUGUCAUCCUCUGCGUCCUCCAACUCUACGGCGCCAUCUCCUCCAGCUCCCUCUCCCUGUACACCACCAUGGCCGACGCUGUCUUCGACCCGCUCUCCAACAUCACCCUCCUCCUCUCCAACAAGGCCGUCAACCGCGUCGACCCGCGCAAAUUCCCCGCCGGCAAGGCCCGCAUCGAAACCGCCGGCAACAUCUGCUUCUGUUUCCUCAUGACCGCCGUGUCCUUCAUCCUGAUCGCCUUCUCGGUCCGCGAACUCAUCGAGGGAUCCACCUCCGAGACGGGCUCCUUCCACCUCCCGUCCGUCGUCGCCGUCAUCGUGGCCUUUUGCACCAAGUUCGCGCUCUUCGUGUACUGCUUCGCCUUGCGACACCAGUACUCCCAGGUGCUCAUCCUCUGGGAAGAUCACCGCAAUGACCUCUUCAUCAACGGAUUCGGUAUCCUCACCAGCGUCGGCGGCGGCAAGUUACGCUGGUGGAUCGAUCCCGCGGGGGCCAUUGUGCUCUCCGUGCUCGUCAGUUGUCUGUGGUUGUUUAGCGCCUAUCGCGAGUUUCAGUUGCUGAUUGGCGUGACGGCUGAUACCAAGAUGCAGCAGCUGAUCACCUACAUCUCAAUGACCCACUCCCCCCUCAUCACCGCCAUCGACACCGUCCGCGCAUACACCUCCGGCCCUCGGCUCCUCGUCGAAGUCGACAUCGUCAUGGACCCGAAUGAUUCCCUCCGAGCCACCCACGACGUCGCUGAGGAAUUGCAGAUGAAGUUGGAGUCGUUGCCGGAUGUGGAGCGCGCGUAUGUGCAUGUGGAUUAUGAAACUACUCAUAAGCCGGAACACUUUUUGAAGAAGGAGUUGUGAUGCUCCCUACUCCGGACAAAGAAGUGAACAUAAAUGUCUAUCUAGUUAGUUGAGUCGCUUGGGUAGUUGUGAGCAGGUGUCGUACAUACAUACAUACAUACAUAC
Messenger RNA from Aspergillus ibericus CBS 121593, 1480 nucleotides. RefSeq names its product cation diffusion facilitator family transporter. The record is from RefSeq and is a predicted model, not a curated record. Gene Ontology annotation, cellular component: membrane. Lineage: Eukaryota; Fungi; Ascomycota; Eurotiomycetes; Eurotiales; Aspergillaceae. Gene Ontology annotation, molecular function: monoatomic cation transmembrane transporter activity. The transcript has 2 exons. The coding region runs from base 77 to 1375 and encodes 432 amino acids. Gene Ontology annotation, biological process: transmembrane transport; monoatomic cation transport.